Dipodomys ordii (Ord's kangaroo rat) is the source of this 1107-nucleotide messenger RNA. RefSeq names its product F-box protein 6 (gene Fbxo6). The record is from RefSeq and is a predicted model, not a curated record. The transcript has 5 exons. Gene Ontology annotation, biological process: glycoprotein catabolic process; SCF-dependent proteasomal ubiquitin-dependent protein catabolic process. Gene Ontology annotation, cellular component: endoplasmic reticulum quality control compartment; SCF ubiquitin ligase complex; cytoplasm. Bases 31 to 891 code for a protein of 286 amino acids. NCBI's taxonomy places the organism in Eukaryota, Metazoa, Chordata, Mammalia, Rodentia, Heteromyidae. Gene Ontology annotation, molecular function: ubiquitin protein ligase activity; protein binding.
GCCUGAGAGCGACCCCCAGCCACCACCACCAUGGCCAAGAUCAACAUCAACGAGCUCCCCGAGAACAUCCUGCUGGAGCUCUUCACGCACGUGCCCGCCCGCCAGCUGCUGCUGCGCUGCCGCCCGGUCUGCAGCCUCUGGCGGGACCUCAUCGACCUGGUGACGCUCUGGAAGCGCAAGUGCCUGCGCGACGGCUUCAUCACCCGGGACUGGGACCAGCCUGUGGCCGACUGGAAGAUCUUCUACUUCCUGCGCAGCCUGCAAAGGAAUCUCCUGCGCAACCCCUGUGCUGAAGAGGACAUGGCGUCCUGGCGAAUUGACUCCAAUGGGGGACACCACUGGAAGGUGGAGAGCCUCCCAGGAGACCACGGCGCUGACUUCCCCGACCCCAAAGUCAAGAAAUACUUCGUCACAUCCUUUGAAAUGUGCCUCAAGUCUCAGCUGGUGGAUCUCAAAGCCGAGGGCUAUUGGGAGGAGCUGAUGGACACGGUGCGGCCUGACAUCGUGGUGAAAGACUGGUUUGCGGCCCGGGCAGACUGUGGCUGCACCUACCACCUCCGGGUGCAGCUGGCCUCGGCCGACUACAUCGUCUUGGCGUCCUUCGAGCCCCCACCUGUGACCAUUGAACAGUGGAGCGAUGCCACCUGGAAAGAGGUCUCCCACACCUUCUCAGACUACCCGCCAGGCGUCCGUCACAUCCUCUUCCAGCACGGGGGGCAGGACACCCAGUUCUGGGCUGGCUGGUACGGCCCUCGCGUCACCAACAGCAGCAUCAUCAUCAGCUACAAACCAGCCAGGAACCCGGCCCCCGCCCCUCCGCGGCCCGAGAGGCUGCGGCGGGGGACGGAGGACAGCCCAUCGCUCUUCCCGCUGCGCUUCCACAGGCCAUGACCAGGCCACAGCCACCUCUGCCGUCUUCUCUCCCAGCCUCUGUCCUAGUCAGCCAAAGGCCUCUCCAGGCAGAUGGCUCUCCAGCCUUCAGCAGGGCCUCCCGCCCCAGGAGCCCUGCCUCCGUCCAGCUUGGGAAACCUCCAGCUUGUGGUGAUCUGCUGAUGCUUUGUUGUAAUAAAUAUUUUCAGGAAAACCCAGCCUGGGUGGCAUUUGCAG